Messenger RNA from Sitodiplosis mosellana (orange wheat blossom midge), 819 nucleotides. RefSeq names its product BTB/POZ domain-containing protein 2-like. Bases 1 to 819 code for a protein of 272 amino acids. The record is from RefSeq and is a predicted model, not a curated record. Gene Ontology annotation, molecular function: protein binding. Lineage: Eukaryota; Metazoa; Arthropoda; Insecta; Diptera; Cecidomyiidae. The transcript is spliced from 2 exons.
AUGAUACCAGGUCAUAAGGAUAUUUUAGCUAUAGUAAGUCCAGAAUUUAAAAAAAUGUUUUCUGGGCCAAAGGAACCACAAGUUAUUGAAAUGUCCGAUAUUAGUUGGAAUGGUUUUGAAAAGCGUUUACAAUUUUUGUAUUCAACAAAUGUUGCACUUACAAUGAAGAAUAUUAGUGAAGUUACACGUCUAACAUAUAAAUACCAAGUAUCCGAUUGCUGUAAUACGUGCGUUGAGUUCCUGCUGGCUAAUCAUCUAGAAAACGAUAUUAUUUGGAUGUACCAAUUGGCUCUCGAUAUCAAUAACGAUGAUUUAAAAAAUUAUUGUGAAAAGUUCAUCAGCCAAAAUUCAAAGAAGUUAUUCGAAUCCGAUGAGUUUCAAAGUUGCGAUCAAAAUAUGUUGAAACGUAUUCUACAAAUGGAUAUGUUAUCAUGCCCAGAGAUUGAUGUAUUUCAUGCAUGUUUAACAUGGGCAAAAUGUGCUUGCAAACGAAAUGAAUCGGAAAAUGUAAAACAACAACUGGGCGAUUGUUUCAAUUUGAUCCGUUUUGGUACGAUGGAUACGAAUGAAUUUAUUAUUCACACUUUGCCAUACAAAGACCUAUUCACGCGAGAAGAAUACGAAGACAUUUUGUAUAAAACGUCGGUAAAAUUUAAUCAUACACCGAGAUUAAAUCCGUAUUUGUGUGGUACAAAACCGAAGAAUACAUUUUACUAUCCAUGUAUGGUCACUAUUAUCAUGAUUGCACAUGGAAGUCCAAGUAUGAAUUUCCAAAGUCCAAAGAUGCAUAUAAUACCCGCGAUUCCGGGUAUUGUAUAA